Molecule: messenger RNA, 5306 nt
Organism: Sebastes umbrosus (honeycomb rockfish)
Lineage: Eukaryota; Metazoa; Chordata; Actinopteri; Perciformes; Sebastidae
Gene: gigyf1a
Product: GRB10 interacting GYF protein 1a
Exons: 25
Coding region: 858-4205 (1115 amino acids)
Biological process (GO): insulin-like growth factor receptor signaling pathway
Molecular function (GO): protein binding
Source: RefSeq, a predicted model, not a curated record
AAGAAGAGCAAAGCAGCGACUAAAGGAGAGCCAGCAGACACACACACAUACUGAUACGCAGCAGCAGCAAGCAGCAGCAGAGAGAAGAGAGGGGGAAAUAACAAAUAAAACACAGAAAUUCUGAAAUUCUGUCGAAUAUAAAACAGUGUUUUAAAAAGGAGAAACCAAUGCAAAGGAGAGAUAGUGGCUGUAGACACGGCGUGCAGGACUAACCAGUCUAGUGGUGCAAAGGGAGGAGGACAGGAAAUAAAGGAGUUACCUGGAGGGUCUCCGUCAAUCCACAUUUCAGUUGGAGCGAGAGAAAAAGGCACGGAGGAGAGGAGAGAGAGAAAAGAAAAGAGGAGUGCGAGUCGCGUCUGCUCUUGGCAGCUGUUCCAGCAGCCUGUUUCAGUGUUUUGGCUGUUGUUUCGUUCCUGCGUUACCUUUUUGAUGAAUCGAUUCAUAUUUUUAACUUUAAUGUGAGGUAUAACUGCUGUAAAAGAAAACAUUAUUACUAGCAAGAGUGUUUUAUUUUGUUCCAUCGUUAAUUUCCAAGGUUCUUUUUGUUUCUUUUUUUAUGUUUAUCAACCCUUUUCGGCUGUGAGUAGCAGGAGCUUCCAUUCUCCAAACUAUCGUCGAACCCCCUUCCUUAUCUAGUUAGGACCUGAUAACCUGGUAUUCCUCAAGCACCUGAAACUGGCAGCUAUUCUCUUUGUGUCUGUGUGUUUGGGGAGCUCUGUGACCACAGCUUAAGCACCACUCAGCCUUCUAGUCACCUAAGCCUAACUAAAGCCAGCCAGCUCUAGCCUGGUCCAGCCCAGUCCAGCCUGCUCCGAUCAUCUGGACAGGAUACUCAGUUCUGUGCGGACGUGAGGAAUAUGACUGCUGAGACUCUUAACUUCGGCCCAGAAUGGCUCCGUGCACUGUCCAGUGGGGGGAGCGUGACGUCCCCCCCUCCUUCCCCCGCCAUGCCAAAGUACAAGCUGGCCGAGUACCGCUACGGCCGAGAGGAGAUGUUAGCACUUUAUAUCAAAGACAACAAGGUCCCAGAGGACAUGCAGGAUAAGGAGUUUGCUGCUAUUCUGCAAGAUGAGCCCAUGCAGCCACUGGCACUGGUGCCUCUCACUGAGGAGGAGCAGAGGAACUUCUCCAUGUCUGUGAACAGUGUGGCGGUGCUGAGGCUCAUGGGAAAAGGGGUGGGCGGGGCCGCCCCAGCUGGAGUGGUCCGAGGACGAGGGGCCACACGAGGCGGUCGAGGACGAGGUCGUGGUGAAGGUGGAUUCUACCAAAGAAGUAUUGAAGAACCGGAGGUGGGUUUCGGACGCAGCGUCCGAGAGAUACACCGCAGCCAGAGCUGGGAUGACCGGGGCGAGCGUCGAUUUGAGAAGCCGCUGCGGCGGGAGGUGGGGCGUCCUGGCUUUGAAGAGCCCGUCGGUCCCGUGGUUCCGGGGAGGAAGGAGUACACAAGGGCUGACAGCGAUAACUGGCGCAUCCUCCGGGAGGAGCAGGAGGAGGAGGAUUUGGGAGCGGGAGCAGGAGUGGGAGUUGGAGUUGGAGUUGGAGUGGGGGCGGGGGCGUUGGUGGGGGCGGAGCCGGGCACCAACUGGAGACUUACUGGAGUCCGCAGGGAUGAUGGUGGUCCUCGCUCAGCAGGCUGGCGGGAUCAUACCGCUCCAGGUGAGAGCCGCCGGAGGAAGUUUGAUUUCGACUUCCGGGACUCCGAUGGCCACGGUGGUGGCCGCCGGCGUGCAGGCAGCGAGGGACUAGAGGACGACAGGGACGGCCUGCCCGAGUGGUGUACAGACGACGAGGACGGGGAGAUGGGCACGUUUGACUCCUCUGGAGCUUUCAUGACUAUGAAGAAGGGUGGCAAGGAGACAAUCCUGGAGGAAGAGUUUGACUUUAAGGGGAUAGAGGAAGAUGAAGAGGAGGAGAGCUAUGCUGACUAUGAGAGGAACUGUGCUGAAGGAGAUAAAGACAAGGAGAGUAAAGACGCUGGCUUUGCUGUAGGUAAUGGCGAGACAAAGCCAGCAUCCCCCUCCUCUUCUCCUCCAGCUCUCCUACACUUUACCCCUCCAUCCCUGGAGCCUCGGCCCUGCAACGCUGGCCUAGUGUUGGACAACCCUCAGCUGAACAACAGCCACCCCGUCAAGGCCAGCAGCACGUCCAGUGAAGACAUGGCUCCGGUAGGGGGCUCCAAGAUCCAGCUGAGCCCCAGCGCCCUCACCUCCUCUUCCAAUCUCCCUCCCCCACCCCCUUCCUCCGCUGCUCCUCUCCACCCUCCACCUGGAGGAGACGCAGAGGACGAUGAGGGCAUGAAGCACCUGCAGCAGGAGGCGGAGAAGAUGGUGGCAUCACUGCAGGACACUUCUUUGGAGGAGGAGUGUUUCACCCAAGCUCUGCAGCAGCAGCAGGAGAGCAGGAACACAGCAGCCGCUCUGCCGCUGUCGCACGAGGCCGCCAUGAAGUGGUUCUACAAGGACCCACAGGGAGAGAUCCAGGGUCCGUUCACCACAGUAGAAAUGUGCGAGUGGUUCCAGGCCGGCUACUUCACCAUGACUCUGCUGGUGAAGCGGGGCUGCGACGAGGGCUUCCAACCCCUGGGCGACGUCAUCAAGAUGUGGGGCCGCGUGCCCUUCGCCCCGGGGCCCUCCCCGCCGCCCCUGCUGGUGAGACAGCCACCACCAACGCAGCGCCCGCAGCCCACCCGGACUGUGAGUCAGAGCUCAGCCAACGUAGAGGAUGGGGAGGGGAGGAUGCAGAGGAGAGGGAAGAUUGAUAGACAGGUUACGGGAAACCUGGACCAGGACCGCCUGCAAAAAAAGCAACAGGAGCUGGCAGCAGCAGCUCUUUAUCAGCAGCUCCAACAGCAGCAGCUAUUCCAGCUCAUUAACAGGUGCAGUGAGCAGGGUAUGAUGCCUUCGAUGAACAGGUCGAUGUCAGUGCCAGAUACAGGGUCCAUGUGGGACAUGCAUACCUCAGCUUCACAGCCGUCAGGCGGUGAAACCAGUCUUUGGGACAUAACAAUGAAUCCUUCUACUCAGGGUCCAACUCUCGAACAGCUUCAAAAACUCCAGCAGGAGAGGCGAGACGCUGAACUCAGGGCGAAGCGUGAGGAGGAGGAGCAGCGUAAGAGGAGGGAGGAGAAGAGGAGGCUACAGGAGGAGCAGAAGAGGAGGGACGAAGAGGAGCUCUUCAGACGCAAGCAGUGUCGUCAGCAGCAGGAACUGAUCAUGAAGUUGCUGCAGCAGACCCCCCAGCAGCAGGGUCCAGGGGCGAGCGGCUCAGGCUGGAGCGGGGCUCCCUCCUCUGGGCUAUCCAAGACAGGAAAGCCCCCGGCUCUGGCUCUGCUGGAGAUGCAGCAGGAGGCAGAGAGGCUCCUGAAGCAGCAGCAGCAGCAGAGAGCCCAGCAGCAGAGAGACCGCCACUCCGGCAUGUCGAUGGGGAGCUCCUCCAUGGGAGGACAGUGGGCGGAUGGUGUCGGCAUGUGGGGCGGGCCUGGAGGCAUGGAGGGUAAGGGUAGUGGAAGCUCUUCGGGCAGCAUGGGCAUGUGGGACGAGGCUGUGAAGAACCAGUCCGGCCUGCGUGGCAACAGCAACAACAACAUGGGUUUGAAGAACAGCCGCAGCAGCCCUUCACUAAGCAGUGAUCAGUACAUGAUGCGCCGUAAGCGGACGGAGGAGGAGGAGAAGCUGCUGAAGCUGCUGCAGGGCAUGAAGCCUCAAGACGGCUUCACUACCUGGUGUGAACAGAUGCUGCACGCUCUCAACACCUCUGCCAACAACUCCUCCUCCUCUCUGGAUGUUGCCACAAUCGUGGCAUACCUGAAGGAGGUGGAGUCUCCCUAUGCAGUACUGGACUUCAUCCGGUCCUACCUAGGGGACACAGUGGAAGCCAAAGAGUUCGCCAAACAGUUUCUGGAGCGACGUGCCAAACAGAAAGCCAACCAACAGAGACAGCAGCAGCAGUUAUCAAAGGAAGUGGCUGGAUUGAACAUGAACUUCCCUCUGCAGGACUCAAUGCGAGGUAUGAAUCCAAGCACCCUGCAGUCCAUGUUUCAAGCCAACCACAUGGGCAAGGCUGGUCUCUAUGACAACCAGGGGGGAAAGAUGAAGAAGAAACAGCCCAUGAUGCUGCACUCUGACCCCAGCAUCUUAGGGUACUCAUUCCACAACACGGGCGACUGUCUGAGCCUGAAUGAGAUGGAGAUGGUGGAGGAUUACUGAUGUGACGCAGCGCAGCAGCAAUAGCUACCUGAGGCCUUCUGUCUUUUAAUCAGACAAACCUGAUGACGAAUGUGCACUGCUGGGGGAACCGGGGGUGGGGUUGGGGGUGGGGAUAAGGAAGGGAGGCGAGCGUGAGGGGAGGUGUAGGAUGGAGGCGCCUGGAUCUGCGCCUCCCACUCUCUCCUUCCCUCUGGCGAGAAAAAAAAAGGGCUCCCUGCUGCACCAGUUGAUCACUUGAGCAGGGGAGAGGGGGUGGUGUUAAAAAGGAAGAUGGGUAUCCUCUGGCACUCAAAAGAUUAAGCACCUUAUACUGAACUAAUGCACUUUAUUGAGAUGGGAUUUGAAUAGUUUUUUUUUCAUGUGUGUGAAUGCGCGUGUGUUAGGAAUCAGAGAGCAUACGGUAUGUGUACAUACACAUUAUCUGCGUGCAUCAGAACUGGAAGAGGGAGGCGGUGAAACAGUCGGCGGGGUGAAUGGUCGGGCUGUUAGGUUUUCAAAGUCAGGGGGACCUUUUAGUUGAAACCUUAUCAGAGAGCAAAUCCUUUCUCGAAAGACAAACACUGUUGAUAUUUCUCUUGUUUAGCAUUUUUUUUACGUUUAUAUAAAAAGUAAAGCUAUUGAAAAAUGGAUUAUAAAAAAACUUGAAGAUUUGCACUUGCCUAAAAAAGAAAUAACAAAAACAUCAAAAAAAAUCAAACAAAUGGGGUUAGUUAUAGAAGUGAAUAUUUUUGUGAAUGUGUACGCGUGACUGUGAGAGUGACUGAUGUGCGAUGGUUGGUUUGUGUCAGUUAUAUACCAGUCUGCACAAUGUUUGUUUUUCAUUCUUUUGUUGCUUACCAAGAUGUAUGAAACAUAAGAGGCCAUUUUUUUGUCCUUUUUUUUUUUUUUUUUGUUAAAAUUGUAAUUUUGUAUUCUCAUGUUUAGAGAGUGUGUGUCCCUUCUCCAAACAGGGACUUGAUCUGUAUGUUUGUUUUCAGAGCAUGAAUGAAUGAAUGAGACAGAGAGAGAGAGGGCAAUUGCACAACACAUCCUUUCUCUCACCAGCUCUUCAUCCCCAGAUAGACGAAAUAGAAAUGCAUACAUUUGUAAAUGUUAGCUUUU